Orussus abietinus is the source of this 1994-nucleotide messenger RNA. Its product is annotated as nucleolin. The transcript has 5 exons. Lineage: Eukaryota; Metazoa; Arthropoda; Insecta; Hymenoptera; Orussidae. The coding region runs from base 136 to 777 and encodes 213 amino acids. The record is from RefSeq and is a predicted model, not a curated record. Gene Ontology annotation, cellular component: nucleus.
GCCGCCGGCCGCCAUAUUGUUUGCGGUGUCGUGCACGUCGUCGCUCGUUCGCUUCAGCUCGUUUGCUCGCUGCUCGCGUCGUUUUUCUAGUGCGUCGGUUUCUAAAGAGUCGCAAAGAUUUCGCGCAAAGGCAGCAUGAAGAAGACCGAGGACCUGUCGGACGAGGACGAGUAUUCGGCGGACGACCCUGAGGAAGUGGAAGGCGCCUCCGAGGAAGAGUGGAACCCCGAAGCCGGAGCCGAGAGUGGUGCUAAGAAGAGGCCACAACGAACCACCUCUAAGAAACGACAACACUCGGAAGAGGAGGAGGAGGAGGAAGAGGAAGAAGAGGACGAAGAGGAGGAGGACGAAGAAGACGACGAGUCUGACUCUGAUUCGGGAAAGAAAUCUAAAAAGAAGAUGCGUUCCAAAAAGGAAGAGGAAGAUGAGGAGGACUCCGACGAUAACAGUUUUAACGAGUCGUCCGGCGUGCCACCUAAAGACUACACGUCUGGAGCAUUUGUCGUCGCAAAGGCAGAUUUAGGUGCGAAUUCCGAUCCAACUUUGUGGAGGAUAGACGGGAAGGCACUCUUGCAAAAAUAUUUGCCUUUUAAAGAAGAUGGCAAAACAUUGUACAAAAGCACGUCCACGUAUUCAGGAUGGUCAGUGAAUAACAAAGACAAAUACCUAGCAGCUCAGGUGACCUUCAAGGUGCAAAACAGAAGCGAGACAAUUGUCGAACUUCACCUUGAUCGGCAACAACAGCAGGAGGUUGUAAAGGAAGAGAAGGAGGAUUAAACGUAGCACGAGUGCGUUCUUAUCUGUUCAUAUACAUUUUAAGAUAUAUUAAGGACUCGGAUGGAUGCAAGCGUACAGUACAUUCGCAUGUAUGCAACACGAAUGAGACGGUAUGAUCGACGAAGGGGUACUCUUUACUAGGUUCGUGUUUAAAAUUGAAUCCAGUUAGGCCGUUUAACUUCGAUCCAAUUGCGAGGGAAGAACAACACGAGCGCGUUGUUAGACAGAUUUGACGAAGCAUUUAAACCAGUGCCACAUACUGGCAUCGGAGCCAAUCUGCAAGACUGUGUCCAAAUCGGAUGACUUCACCGACGACUCGAUCGUCAAACAUUUAACGAAGUUGAUCCGCUUUUAUGUUCUUGACAUCGUGCCGACUUUGAACUUAACCGAAGUGCCGACGGACGAUCGGUAGUCGUUAACGCGUCUUAUUAUUUCCUCACUAGGCCGCAUUUCGGGCGCAGUCUUCAUUUAAGAUCUGUCAGACCGUUCGUUACGACUGCACUUAAUCGUAAGCGACUCCUCAGUUGAAAAACCUUCCACUAAUGCAGAUAUCCCAUGCAUGUGUGAUCGGAGUAACGUGGUGCCUGGUAAUCGAACGUGAUUUGCAUACAUUGUUAUUAAUUACAGAGUCAGGGUUGGACGUUGCUCGUUGAUCGGUGUCGUCGUUAUAGUCCUUGUCAAAGGGAAACGGUUAGCACGCGGUCGACGAAUUUCACAAGAAGUUAGGGAAUCGGUGUCAAUCCUUUUUCCCUCGCAGGGACGUCUUUGGCUUUUCGUAUUCAGGUCACCCGGGUAGCUGACAUCGACGUAAGUUUAGAAGUCAAUAUCUGGAAGGUCUCAAGGCUCGGAUUAUGCAUAUUGUCGUACAACGUGUCCGAUCUGUCUCGCUCAAAACGACACCCCGUUUUGCCUCCUUGACAUGGCGUUAGUUAAUCCAAUUCCUCGUAUUUAAGUCCUCGGUAACUUUUUGUAAUUACGUCCACGAUUAUUCUAAGAAGUUGACGGAGAUGUUCUUUGCGUUCUUAAUGAUGCAGUCUAAAUAAAAAUAAACGUGCAGUCGCAUCGGGUGUCGCCGUAGUUACUUUUCUCGAUUAAACGGGGGGAAAGGGAAACUCGGUUCUCAGAUAUUACCAGACUUAUUAUAGAAAUGUAUUCGAUAUCCGUUUGUAACUUACAGAUAUGGUAUUUCUUUAGUUUAACGUAAAAAAAAAAAAAAA